Phytophthora infestans T30-4 is the source of this 2410-nucleotide messenger RNA. RefSeq names its product elongation factor G, mitochondrial precursor. The coding region runs from base 1 to 2289 and encodes 762 amino acids. The record is from RefSeq and is a predicted model, not a curated record. Gene Ontology annotation, molecular function: GTP binding; GTPase activity; translation elongation factor activity. The transcript has a single exon. Gene Ontology annotation, biological process: mitochondrial translational elongation. Lineage: Eukaryota; Oomycota; Peronosporomycetes; Peronosporales; Peronosporaceae. Gene Ontology annotation, cellular component: mitochondrion.
AUGCGCUGGCUGCAACUGUCUCGUGCUUCUGCCGGUCUGCGCCGCAGCAGCCCUACCACGCUGCGCAUGCGCCCGACAUCGUCGUUGCUGUCUCGCAGCUUCAGCGCCGCCAUGUCGGACGCGGAUGUGCCGCCUUUUGCGCCUGGCUUCCCCGUGCCCGAGGGCUACAUGAACAACCUGCGGAACAUUGGUAUCUCGGCACAUAUUGACUCCGGCAAGACGACGCUUACGGAGCGCAUCCUCUUCUACACGGGCCGUAUCAAUGCGAUCCACGAUGUGCGUGGCAAGGACGGUGUCGGUGCCAAGAUGGACUCCAUGGAGCUGGAGCGCGAGAAGGGUAUUACCAUCCAGUCCGCUGCCACAUAUUGCUCCUGGAAGGACUCCAACAUCAACAUUAUCGACACACCUGGUCACGUCGACUUUACCAUUGAGGUGGAGCGCGCGUUGCGUGUGCUGGAUGGCGGCGUGCUGGUGCUCUGCGGUGUUUCCGGCGUGCAGAGCCAGUCACUUACUGUGGACAAACAAAUGAAGCGUUACGGUGUCCCCCGAAUUGCAUUUAUCAACAAACUUGACCGUAUGGGUGCCAACCCCUGGAAGGUCAUUGGAGACCUGCGCACACAGCUCAAGCUGAACGCCUGGGCGCUGCAGGUGCCUAUCGGCGCUGAAAAUGACCUUGAGGGUGUCGUAGAUCUUCUGACCAUGAAGGCUCUGCGCAACAAGGGCGACAGCGGUGAAGUAAUCGAGGAGUCAGACGACAUUCCUGCUGAGACUCGCAGCUUGGCCGAGGAAAAGCGUCUGGAGCUCAUUGAGGCGCUGGCUGAUGUUGAUGAUGAAAUCGCUGAGCUGUUCCUUAUGGAGGAAGAGCCCACCGUCGAGCAACUUAAGGACGCCAUUCGUCGUACCACUAUUGCACACAAGUUUGUGCCGGUUAUGAUGGGAUCGGCCUUCAAGAAUCGUGGUGUGCAGCCAAUGCUUGACGGUGUUAUUUCAUAUCUGCCGAGUCCGUCGGAGGUCAAGAACUACGCUUUGGACCAGUCGAAGGGCGAGGCUCGUGUGGGUGUCCCGUGCUCCCCCGAGGCGCCUCUACUGGCGCUUGCUUUCAAGCUGGAGGAGGGAAAGUUCGGUCAGCUGACGUACAUGCGUGUGUACGCUGGUACCCUUAAGCGCGGUGGCUUUAUCUACAACAUGAGCGAUAUGAAGCGCAUUAAGGUGCCGCGUCUAGUAAAGAUGCACUCGAACGAGAUGGAAGAAGUGGAGGAAGUUAGUGCUGGCGAGGUCGUGGCCAUGUUCGGCGUUGAAUGUGCCAGUAUGGACACGUUCAGUGACACGAACCAGGGCAAGUUCACUAUGACGAGUCUGCACGUGCCUGAGCCGGUGAUGUCGUUGGCGGUGACGCCCAAGAACAAGCAGCAGAUCGGCAAUUUCUCCAAGGCGCUUAACCGUUUCCAGAAGGAAGAUCCGACGUUCCGUGUGCGUGUGGAUGACGACAGUAAGGAGACGAUCAUUAGUGGUAUGGGUGAGCUGCACCUGCAGAUCUACGUGGAACGCAUGAGGCGUGAGUACAGCGUGGAUGUGGAGACUGGUGCGCCCCAGGUGAACUACCGCGAGACGAUCCGUCAGCGUAGCGAGUUCAACUACCUGCACAAGAAGCAGAGUGGUGGUUCUGGUCAAUACGCCCGUGUGGUUGGGUACGUUGAGCCUCUUACGGACGAGGAGGUAGAAGAGCUUGACAACGCAGGCAACACUUCGGGUGUCGUGUUCGAGAACGCUAUCGUCGGUAAUGCUAUCCCUCCUGAGUACAUUACGGCUUGUGAGAAGGGUGUGAACGAUGCCAUUCAAAAGGGUUGGCUCAUUGGCCACCCGGUGCAGCGUAUGCGUGUGGUGGUGAAUGAUGGUCAGUCGCACUCUGUGGAUUCCAGCGAACUUGCUUUCCGUACCGCUAUGGUGCUGGCUAUCCGCCAGGCGUUCCUGAAGGCCGAUCCGUGCAUCCUCGAGCCUGUAAUGGCUGUGGAAGUGGAGGUGCCCAACGAAUUCCAGGGUACGGCUAUUGCUGAGGUGAACCGUCGCCGUGGUCUCAUUAACAGCAGCGACGCCGAUGAGAUGCACACUGUCGUCAAGUGCGACGUGCCGCUGCAGAACAUGUUUGGCUUCUCGACGGAUCUGCGCUCGUCCACGCAGGGCAAGGGUGAGUUCACGAUGGAGUACAAGACUCACGGUAUUGUCAUGCGUGACAUGCAGGAGAAGCUGGUGGCCGAGUACGAGAAGUCGCUGGCUGCCAAGAACAAAUAGAUGUAAGUCGCUCUUAAAUUUCUUUGCCCGGGACGUAGACAGCUAGCUGCAUCAGCUGUAGCUAGGAAUUAGACCAGGUAGACUGCGGUCUGUGGGUAACAAAACAUUCACGUAUUUUUCA